Colletotrichum graminicola M1.001 is the source of this 1869-nucleotide messenger RNA. RefSeq lists its product as uncharacterized. Gene Ontology annotation, biological process: regulation of DNA-templated transcription. Gene Ontology annotation, molecular function: zinc ion binding; DNA-binding transcription factor activity, RNA polymerase II-specific. NCBI's taxonomy places the organism in Eukaryota, Fungi, Ascomycota, Sordariomycetes, Glomerellales, Glomerellaceae. The record is from RefSeq and is a predicted model, not a curated record. Bases 1 to 1869 code for a protein of 622 amino acids. The transcript is spliced from 2 exons.
AUGAACGGUGCAUCGUAUUUUUCAGACACACUGGAGGAACCCGAAGCAGCAAACAGUGCCUUGGGACGACUCCACAGCCGUGUUCUCCCGCUGCUUCCACGGUUAGCAAGUACGCUUCCUUCCAAUCAAGUCACUGGCCUCGUAAAAAGAGGCCCAGGCGAUGCCCCGAGACGAAAACGAGCCAGCAAACCAAAGGUUCGAUCCGGGUGUCUGACAUGCAAGAUUCGGCGGGUCAAAUGUGACGAACGGAAGCCUACAUGUAGUCGCUGCGAAAAGGCGGACAUUGACUGCGACGGCUAUAUAAAGGAAGCCAUGGACCAGAAGAAAACGACUGAACAACAACAGAUCGUUGCGGCAGCUCAACAAGCAAGUCGAUACUUGCUCCCGCGGCCGAACGUGCCGGGAAAACAGGGCUCAGUUCCAAUUCUGACUGCUCGGCUUCGGACCAACCCUUCGCUGCUGCAUUUCGAUCAUAAAGAUGUGCCGUACUAUGAUCUGUUCAGAUAUCAGCUGAUCCGGGACCUUGGAGGUUCAUGUCAGGCCGACUUCUGGUCGCGCAUUGUUCUCAACGAAAUGACGAGAGAUCCGGUCCCUCCGUCUGCUCUUCGUCCUUGGGGGACUUCGAAGGCUGUUUUGACCGGCUUCCUCAAUCGACACCACAAGGCAGCUUUACUGCAUCAUGUCAAAGCAGUCGCUAUAUACAGAGAGCGUAUCCAACAGUCGGCUUCUGAUACCUCGCCCAGGUCAAUCAUCAUCAUGACUUUGCUACUUAUCGCUUUUGAGUUUAUCCAAGGCAACAUGAAGAACAUUGACUCUCUGAUGGGGACCGGCAUGCGCCUCUUGGAAAACAAAAUCACGUUGCUACACGGUCUCCAGCCAGGAGAAGAGUUUGAGGUUAGAGGAGAUUACAUAUAUUCUCGAUUACGAACAGGUACUCCAGACGAUGAGAUGGAAGAUAUCGAGCAUCUCCUGCCAUGUUUAUGUCUCAUGGCCGGCUUCACCCAUUUUUUCAGCUCGCACAGGAACAGCGUGCUCUUAAUGAACAGCAGCCCGAAACUUCAGCUUCCUAAGCCAGGCGUUACCGUUUUGGCAAAACUUCAAGCGUUAUGGGGCCAGUUCUUCACAAGGGCUGUUGUCCACGUGAUGCGAACAGUGCACGACCAGCUCAACUACAAUCCGAUGGACAUUCUGAAAGCAGCGGAAGAGCAGGAAAGGUUCGUUGAGUACAUAGGUAUGUGGCAAGGUGUGUUGGAAACGUAUCUCAGCGAUCCGACGCUCGACGAGGACGCAAGAAGAACGCUGGACAGCAUACAGAUACACCGUCUGCUGAUCCACAUCGUCAUUAGCUGUAGUCUUGACCGCAGCGAAAUGAUGUAUGACUUGUUCGAGCUCGAAUUCAGAGAGCUCCUGGACCGGGUCGUUUGCUACCUGCGAGAUCCUGGUCCGAUAUCAAAAGUAUGCUUCACCUUCUCGGAGGGCCUGACAUCUCCGCUAGCUAUGAUCAUCGCGAAGUGUCGCAAUCAUAACAUAAGAAUGGAGGGUAUCAAUGUUCUGAACAGCCUGUCAUGGAGGGAGAACGCCUGGGAUGGGCAGGCUUUGGUGGUUGGCAAGUCAGGAGUCGUCUGGCUCGAAGACAAGGGCAUGGAUGAAAACGGGUUCAUUCCGCCUGAUUCAAGAUGGAUAUGGAUGUCAAGCAAGUGGGAUAUCGAAAAGCGAGAGCUCCUAGCGACAUAUUUCAGAUUGACGCCAAACGACGAUGGUACACCGUUCUGUGCGCAGCUCACACUCGAUAUGGACAACUUGGUAUACAGUUGUGACUCGAUAGGCUGCCCAGGGCGUCACGAUCCUUUCAAAAUCAACCAAUCUUGA